Messenger RNA from Arabidopsis lyrata subsp. lyrata, 1031 nucleotides. RefSeq lists its product as uncharacterized. The transcript has a single exon. Gene Ontology annotation, biological process: regulation of protein localization to cell surface; regulation of double fertilization forming a zygote and endosperm; double fertilization forming a zygote and endosperm. NCBI's taxonomy places the organism in Eukaryota, Viridiplantae, Streptophyta, Magnoliopsida, Brassicales, Brassicaceae. Gene Ontology annotation, cellular component: vesicle; extracellular region. Bases 529 to 897 code for a protein of 122 amino acids. The record is from RefSeq and is a predicted model, not a curated record.
GUUAGGCGUAAUUUAACGUCUAAACCAGUUUAGUAGGCUCGAGCGGGAUGUUUAGGCUUUUGACUUUUCUUAACAACAUUUAAGGUUAGACCCAUUUAGCAAUUAAUCUAAACAGGUUUUUAUAUUAAACAAGUCAUGGAGAACCCCAUUGUAUAGAACUUAUACAAACCAAACCUUAAGAUCGAUCCAAAUAGUUUUCUCUAAAAAAAUAUAUUUGAUUUAUGAUUGAUUAAUUAUGUGAAGCUGGUUAUACUUUUAUUUCCUCUUUGUAGUCAAUAUUUCUUAGUUGAUGUUACUCGUUUCACACUUGGAGUUUCAACACUAUUUAAAUUUAUAAAACGGCUAAUUAAAUACCUAGUUAAAACAUUCAAAGACGUUAAGUUAAGAUAAUUAAUAUCACAGUUUCACAUUUCAUUCCAUAUAAAUAAGCAAGGAUCUUAUUGUUGUUCAUCAAUCAAAAACAAUCAGAGCAUUAAGCAUAUAUUUGAGAUUUGGCUAUACUAAGGCUUUUUUACUCAAUUUUUCAUUAUGUCUAUCAAAAAUGUGCUUUCACUCAUAGCAGUUCUAUGCAUCAUAGUUUCUGUAAAUGCUCAAUUGCCACAGUUUCCGGCUCCGUUUUCUUUUCCAUUUCCGUUCCAACCGAUUUCUGGUAUGCCAGGAUUACCUGAUUUAACAAAAUGUUUGUCAUCCGUGAUGGAUAUUCCUGGAUGCAUUGCAGAGAUUUCUCAAUCCAUUUUCACUGGAAAAUUCGGUAAUUUAGGUCCGGCUUGUUGCAAAGCAUUUUUGGACGCCGAAGACAAUUGCAUACCGAAAAUUCUAUUCAUUCGGUUUUUCCCUCCGAUACUAAAGGAACAAUGUUCAAGAAUUGUCGGUGCAACUCCUCCGACACCAAAAUAGAGUUUUAAUUUAUUUUAAAGAUUAUGAUUUUUUUUCAACUUAUUUCUUAAAAUUUUAGCUUACUCUACAUGUUAUACUCCAAAGAAAAAACAAUGAUACAGUGAUAACAUUUGAGAAGUUGUAUUUGGGUUCAA